AUGUCGGACUCAACCACGUCCCUACCAGGACUGUUGGAAUCGCGAGGAUCGCAAUCCCAAAUACACAUCCACCAUCACCACCAUUACCACCGACGGGCCUCCAGCGACGGCACUGCGACCACCCAGGGUAAGCGGGACCAUGGUGGCAGCGGCAAUGGGCCGAGUUCCACGUACCAAUCGCUGAAAUCACUCACACUCAACAACCUGAAUGCCAAACAGCACUUUUUUAUUGCAGUAUGCAGAGACGUGUCUUUGCUCCCGCCGCUACUGUCACUAGCCCACGCGCUGAAAAAAGCGUGGGUACUUUCGUAUCGUGCGGAUGUGCUCUCCAACACAGCAGAUGCAAUCGCGGACGCCAUUGCGAUCAGCGUGUCACAGAUGGAUCAUUCCUACCGGGCUUUGAAGACGCAGGCGUCUUCUGCUGACUCGGAGCUGACCUCGCAGCUGGUCACAGCGCGCUCGUCGGAGUAUCUGCUGUGCUCGCUGUGGUGUGUCGUGGCCGCCUAUCUCACGUAUUCCAUUCUGGACUCGCUGAUGGUUCGUUGGAUAGUCAAAUACUCCACGGUCGCCGCCAUCUUGCGCAUGUUUUCGAUGUCGCUUCUGAUCGUGACGCUUGAAAUGCUUUUGCUCUCGUCGCUGUCGCCCAAGGGCGAUUACUACCUCCACACCUGGAUUCUUAUAUGCUGCCUUCUCACGGGUGCUUACAUAUGGCAGAGUUUCUUGACCUCUGAUCUUAACUACGUCGAGCACGAAACCCCUCCAGGCACACCCGCGAGCAACACGACCGCCGCAUCCACUGCGGGCCCCACGGGCCCCACGGGCCCGCUUCAUCGCCGUACUUCCUCCUCGCAUUCCAUCUCGAAUCCUUCGCACCAGGUCACGUGCGAUACACCUGAAUUUGCCUCCCGCAAGCGCAGGCGAGGUGCGCGACCUGCGCUGCGGCUUGCCAAGCAUCAUCAAAUCCAUCUCUACAACAUCACAGUUUUCUGUGUUGUUCCAGUGGGUCUUGCCAGUUUUAUCACUAUGAUUGGGCUUCUGCGAAACCUCGUGAUUCAGCGUCUGGAUCUCGAGCAAUUGGAACGCAUGCUCACCCAAGGCUACUCCGAAUAA
Messenger RNA from Lachancea dasiensis, 1110 nucleotides. NCBI's taxonomy places the organism in Eukaryota, Fungi, Ascomycota, Saccharomycetes, Saccharomycetales, Saccharomycetaceae. The record is from the annotation of a GenBank genome assembly.